Uranotaenia lowii is the source of this 9769-nucleotide messenger RNA. Its product is annotated as ankyrin repeat domain-containing protein 50-like. Bases 1746 to 8180 code for a protein of 2144 amino acids. The record is from RefSeq and is a predicted model, not a curated record. NCBI's taxonomy places the organism in Eukaryota, Metazoa, Arthropoda, Insecta, Diptera, Culicidae. Gene Ontology annotation, molecular function: protein binding. The transcript has 8 exons.
UCGAAGAAACGUGAAAGAGUGUCGCGGUCCGUUGUCGUGUGUUCUGUGUGGGAAGUGCUGUUUUUUUUCUUCCUCUAAGAAGGUACUGUUCUGUGGCAAAUGUAACCCAUUUAGCACGGUUUUCGUUCCGUCGGUAGUCCGAUGACGUAAGAGCAUCGAUUCCAGUACUGAACCGGUGGAAAUUGACUCCCGAUGCUAUGAGAAAGUGAAAAUUCUUUCCAAAAUCCAAAAAAAUGCUUUUUUUUUCAUUACCCCCAACGUCGCUACUCUUCUUCCCCUGUAUGUGAUUGAUUGAGAAACGAAUGGUUUGGUUAUAGGGGAGAUUGCCUUCAGAUCGUUUGGGAAGUUUGGGAGCUGCCCUUCGUUUUGCAAAUUGCGUGAAUGGAAGGAAGUAGGCGAGGAAAAAAUCCGAUAAAAUUGGGCGUGUGUGUUGGUGUUUUCGUUCCGGGUUUACAAAACUGUUUGAAAAAUUUCAUUGUUUUGUAAUCAAUCAUACAGACGAUUGCAGUAAUAUGUAACAACAAAAGGGAAAAUGGUGCAGUGAUAGGUAUUCAUGUUUUUUUUCUUCUAUGAUCUAAAAUUCACAGGAAAUAAGGGUGUGAAAAUUACCUUCUCGAGAUCACUGCGGAAAAUCGAAGAAAAGCGCAGAGGAAAAAUGAGUCCCAUUGAAGUGUAAGCGCCAGUCGCGAAGAACCGAGACAAGAAGUGAAAAAAAUUAACGGGAGAGAAAGAAACCGAAGAAGGUUAAGGAGGAAGUAAAGUGCAAAAAGGGCUAAAUUGUUUUUUGUUCGUGAAAGGGCUUCGUCGAAAUCCAAUCCGGUUUUGUUCGCGCUCUCGAGUUGGGCCAGUUGAAGACUAGCAUCGCAGCAGAUGAAGAGCACACGGCACAAGCGAUAUGCUGUUGCAAAAGGAAAGGUGCAUCAUCAUAAAUAAUGCGAUUCUGGUGCCCAUAACGCAGUGAAGAAGCAUCCACCAUUAGUAGGUAGUGUUCCUCAUGAAGCAACAUCGCAAAACGAUGAUGGGCAUGGGGGCCAAAAAAUUACUACUAUAGGCAGAAACGUGCACUUCAGUUGGCUUCUACCGGGUCUUAUGAGAAGGAAUAUUAAUGAUAGAAGACAGUUUUGUUGCUGGUAAAUUUCACAUUUGGAUUAAAUGAUCUGCUGAGUAAAGUUCCAGCCUCGGGGAUACUCGGAUCCAAAGUCUCGUCACAGAUUUGCGCCGUCGUUCGGGAACUACUUUUCCGAGGCAAGAGAGUCAGCAAUCAGCAGUCGUCGGACUACUCAUUGGCAACGAAGCGGGACACUGGGACUGGGACGAGCACAUGGCCCUCGGUUAGACGACUUGAAGUCUCCAUUCCAAACGUACUUGCGAAUCUCUCCAGGAUGUAAAUGUACCCAACUGUGUAGUCGGGGAGCGUAUAACAGCUGCGCCAUUGAACGCUUCAACUUUCUUGAAAGAAGAACAUUGGGGCGAGUUGUUUCGAGACGCGCGUUCUUUUUCAAUCGAAAAAAAAUGUGGAGUUAGAAGGGUUUCAAGGUUGAAAAACAAAAAAAAAAGGUUUCAAUAUAAUCCAUGAAAACAGCGAAGGUAACUUGCGAGAAGCCCUGUUGAAAAUAUGAUCAACAAAGUCGUUUCAAAUCAUGAACGAUGGAACCAAUAAAUACUGGAGAAUCAAUAAGUAAACUAAUCUAGACGGAAUCGCUCGUUGUCGGUCUGUUUUUGUCGGGAAUGAUAGGGCAAGAAAAAUGUCUUCUUCAGUAAAUGGAAAAAUGACGAACGGUAAAAUGAGUACCGACGAUAUAUACGAAAAUUUGCCAUGUCGCGAACGAAUGCGAAACGGAGACGAAGCAUUGGCGAAUGGGGCGGCGUCAACUUCUUCGCUCAGUGGCAGAAGUGGUGUCCCAGACGAUGAAACCGCCUCCGGGGGAACGCAACCUCCCGAGAAUAACAACAAAUUACAAAACAAUUUGGCACUCAACAGCAAAGACAGCCUUUACGCAACACCGUUGAAAAAAUCCGAAAGACCCAACAACAAAGCGCAGGGAGCAACGCCCAAGGGAAGGCCAUCGACUGUUUCGGCAGCUAGCCCUGCCCCCGCAACAGCAAACGUAGAUGACAAUCUCAACAAUAGCGACGUUAAGAUAAUCAAUGCUGAACUGGAGGAUCGCCGAAUACGGGAUUUCCUCAAAGACACAAGUCAAAUGCACAAAAAGAUCGAACUGCACAAAGAAUAUCAGGGCUCGAAUUUUUCCUAUCUGGCGCGGAAAGAGCACUUUGUCAAUUUAGUUCAGCAAAACGUACUAAACGAUUCACUAAAUGGAUCGCAUCAACCGGAAAACAUCGAUCAUCAGUCACUAAUUGGUUACAAGACUUUGGCCAACGAAGAUGAGGAUAAAAACUUGGACUUUGGUAUCAACGAAUCACUAGACGAACUAGAGGCUAAAUGUAAUGAAAAACUCGAAAUGCUUACAAAUUUGCACCGAAACAGAUCCACCGAACGCAGCCAAGAAGACAACGAGCAGUUGGACCCGGACCAAGUAUUGUGUAUGGGACCUGUGAUCAACCAGCGUCCACCAAUCCCGAAUCAAUUAAUCAACGGUAAACACGUUGUAACUGGGGAUUUGAAUGCCAAAACUCAAGCACUUGCAGCAAAUCCAGAAAUGAAUGCAUUUGUUAAUCGUGAGUGGGUUCUAAAAAAGAUUGCCAUGUGUUUAGAGCAAAGGGUCUCGAAAAAACCGGUUCCUGCUCCACCACCUGGCGCAGCAUCAGAGGGAGUUGCUGUUGGAGAAUGUGUGCCAUCAUCGUCUUCAGGAUUUUUCCCUAGAGCGACAUCCACGCACCAAGCGUCGGCCCGUGGUCAACCUGAUUUGCCAUCGCUCGGUUAUCUAGUCCUAGGAUCCAAUGGUUCGGGUAAAACGUCAAUAUGUAACGAUAUCAUAGAGGGAACGUCUGGAACGAAAGGAAUGCUCAAUCGACGAUUGUUGGCAUGUUACUUUGUGAAUUCCCAAAAUCCCGAGUGCCAUAGUUUGAGCAUGUUUAUCAGAAGUAUAAUUCUACAAAUUCUAAGCCAUUCAAGUUUCGUGAACAAUGUGAAUGCUCGUGCGAACAACACAACUUCUGAACCGGCUCUCAAGAGUUCUGAAGGAACUUCAACUUCAGAUGGUCAACAGAAAGAUAUAACAAACAGUAAUGAUGCUCUACCUGAGGCGGAUCAGCAGCAAAAGGCAACAGUAAAAGAAAUCAACAAAACUUCAUCCGGAGACAAAGAAACCGUCGUCUUUGAUCAGGAACUAGAAGAUGUGAUACUUUCGGAAAUUAAGCUGAAUGAACGAGUAGCCGAAUUUUGUUCAAAGAAAAAAGUAAGUCGGCAACAGUCAGAGCCAGUAGAAAGUUUAAGUCGGGACAAGGAGGCCGCCAACUAUCCGUAUACUACGCACCCUCCCUUAGCGAAAUCUUCGGGUACAGAUAAAAGAGAUGCCACCUUGAGUCCUGGUAAAUCAAAAACUUCUAAAAUACCGGUUGCAAUAGGUAGUAAGAAUAGAUCUCCAACAAAGUCACCUGAUAAAGUUUCCCGACAGGAUACAGAAGAUGAGGAGCUACUUGAUGGAGCAGGCGAAGGUAUCGCAGAUAUUUCAGACAUCAAGAUAGAUGAUGAACUUGGUCAUGAUAUCAACGAAGAUGUAACCAUGGAAAUAGCAGAUCCUACUUGUACUUCUACCGGGGAUCAAAACGUUCGGGAAGAAAUGAAACCAGAAUCUCCAAAAGCACCAUCAGCUCCCGAAAUGUCAACAUUGGAGGCCAACAUUCCACCGCCAUUGCCAAAAUCGAAAAAUUGUCGGCAAAUAAUUGCCGAUGGAUACUACGAAAUGCUGCUCAGCAAUCCCGACAUCUUCGAAUCGAUCACGGUAGAUAGCAUCGAAAAGAACCCAGAUGACUGUUUCAAAAAAGCAAUACUGUUUCCACUGUUGGAACUCAAUCCGCCCAAGAAUGCCUUGCUGCUCCUGAUUGAUUCGAUUGAUGAAAACUAUAUCCAAGAUGGUAAUCUUAUUUCAACUCUCAAAGGCAAACAGAUCACAAAAAGUCGCAACAUCGCCGAACUAUUGUCGAAUCAUAUCCACCUGAUGCCGAAGUGGUUGUUCAUGGUCUGUACGGCCAAAAAGCAGAACAAAAACAUAACGAAAAUGUUUACGGGAUUCAAAAAACUAACGCUAGAUGAUCUGCGCAAGAGUCACGUCGUCAAGGACGUUCAGCAAUACAUUAUCAAUAGACUGAAUACGGAUUUCCGUGGCAUCAACUUGACCAAAGAUAUUAUCGAAAGUCUGAAUCAAUUGUAUAUCAAAUCCAAUGGUUGCUUACUGUAUCUAUACAAGGUUUUGAACGGUAUUAAGGAUAACUUUUUCACAUUUCGGGAGAUAAAACUCAUACCUUGCACUCUCAAUGGCUUGUAUUUGUACAUUUGUCAAAAGUCCUUCAACAAGAAACAGUACAACAAAAUUCGACCUAUCCUUAAUGUGCUGUUAGUAUGCAACAACUUCGUCGAUAAGUAUUUCCUGUUCAACUGUUUGCGCACUCACAACUACACAAUGGAAAUGGAUGAGUUCGAAAAGCGACUGGACUUGAUGCGCAACAUUGUCGAGUACAGCCCACGUAACUCGGAAGCAUUAAAAAUAUUCCAUAACUCUUUUUGCGAUUGGUUGAUUGACGUCAAAUUCUCAACCAAAAAAUUUCUCUGUGAUCUCAACGAAGGCCAUGUCAUGGUAUCGAUGUACUACACCAUGGCUGCCGACCAGAUGUGUCCCAAUAAGCUACGGCUUUAUCUUUACCAUCUGAUCAAAACCGGCGAAUACCUUACUAACAAAAACAUCAAUCUUGAUCUACUUCUCAUACUGCUGGAAACUAAAUCAAAUUUAAGCGACUGUUUUUACACAAAUCUUCUCAACUGUUGUGCACUCUGUGAAGACGAAUGCAAAAACGACGUCAACCUGGCAUGCAAAACGCGUCUUUUGCUCGAACGGUAUCUAAAUGCAGAGCUGGACGACGAUUUUGUAGGCUUCCUGAACGAUUUCUUCAAACCGAACCUUCCGACGGAUUGCAAAGUAUUGAAGCUACUAAUUGAGACUGGUAUAAAUAAUGCCGAUACGGUGUUGUCAUGUGAAUCAUCUGCCAUCAAUUCUCCUGUUUUAUCGGAUCGUUCUCAAAACAUUGACUCUGAGCUGGCGGAGUUGCUCAUUUCGAGUGAGAGAAGCUGCCAACAGGAGCUGCAGAAAUCGAUAAAUUUAAAGGAUCUGCAAUGCUCGGGUGCGGUUUCAAGUAGUGGGGCGACUGGUUUGAAAACAUCGGUCAGCACCGGUACCUGUAUGGAUAGGUAUGGCGAUGGUGGCGAAGGCGAUGGAAGUGGAAUUGUUGGGGAUGACAGAGGUAGUGCCAUCGGCGAUUCGAAGUCGGAUAUUCACAACGAUCGCAUUCAGUACGAUAUGUUUGACGCUGAACUACACAAGGGGAAAGCGUUAAUCCACAUACUGGCAAACGAAGGCAAUCAUACACUGUUGGAAAGGGCACUGAACGCUUGCAAGGAUCCUAUCGACAUGGAGAUCGAAGAUUUGAAUGGUCAAACAGCGUUGAAUAUCGCUGCGCGUAACGGACACAUUGAAAUCGUAAAACUUCUGCUAAGUUAUCGACAGCCAUUAAAUGAUGGCACCGGUCGGUUUCGAAAGAUCGACGUUAAUCACGCUGAUCGGGACGGUUGGACACCUUUGAGGUCAGCAUCAUGGGGUGGUCAUACGGAUGUGGUGAAGCUGUUGAUAGAGAGUGGAGCAUGCUCAAUUGAUAGGGCUGACAAGGAAGGUAGAACUGCCUUGAGGGCUGCUGCUUGGAGUGGUAAUGAGGAUAUUGUAAAAAUUUUGAUCGAGGCAGGAGCAAAUGUGAACUCAAUCGACAAACAGGGGCGAACUUCUUUGAUUGCGGCUUCUUAUAUGGGUCAUUAUGAUAUCGUGGAAAUAUUAUUGGAAAGUGGAGCAGACGUAAAUCAUACGGAUUUAGACGGUCGAAAUGCGUUGUGCGUUGCGGCGCUUUGUGGAAGUUCUGGGUACAGUAAGGUGAUUUCUACGCUUUUGGAAUACGGCGCAAAUACGGAUCAGACCGAUAAUGAAGGAAUGUCUCCCCUGUUGGUUAGUUCGUUCGAAGGGAACUCAGAGAUUUGUGAGUUACUGCUGGAGAACGGUGCUGAUCCGGAUAUGGCCGAUCAUAUGGGCCGAACUCCAUUGUGGGCAGCUUGUACCUCUGGGCAUGCCAAUGUUGUCAAGUUGCUACUUUUUUGGGGAUGCGGUAUUGAUUGUAUGGACUCUGAAGGUCGAACAGUGUUGAGUGUAGCUGCAGCUCAAGGAAAUCUGGAAACUGUUCGACAGUUAUUGGAUCGUGGUUUAGAUGAAACGCAUCGGGAUAACGCGGGUUGGACACCACUGCAUUAUGCCGCGUUUGAAGGAUAUGCUGAUAUCUGCAUUCAGUUAUUGGAAUCUGGCGCCAAGAUUGAUGAAUGUGACAACGAAGGAAAAGCGGCCUUGCAUUUAGCAGCGCAAGAAGGCCACAAUUCGGUGAUUGAAGCUAUAUUGAAUGUUCACCGACCAUGUAUCGAUCAACGAGCCCACGAUGGCAAGACUGCAUUUAGAUUGGCCUGCCUGGAAGGACACUUCGAGUGUGUUCAGUCGCUUCUCAAAUUUGGUUGUGAUGUCAAUACAAAGGACGCUGAUUCGCGUACAACUUUAUACAUUUUAGCGCUCGAGAACAAACUGAAAGUGGUUAAAUUUUUAUUAGAGUACUCAAGUGUGGAUGUAAACAUUCCAGACAGCGAAGGGAGAACUGCAUUGCACGUAGCUUCCUGGCAGGGACAUGCAGAGAUGGUGAAAAUUUUGAUAACUUUGGGUAAUGCUGAUGUUAAUGCAAUGGAUCUGGAAUCUCGAACACCAUUACACUCGUGUGCUUGGCAAGGAAAUCACGAGGUGAUGCAGCUUUUGUUGUACUAUGGCGCUAUCCCAGAUCAUGCGUGUAAACAGGGAGCCACAGCACUGGGAAUAUCCGCUCAGGAAGGUCACGAAAAUUGCGUUACCUAUUUGCUCAAAUAUGGCGCGAAUCCUUACAAGUCGGAUCACUGUGGACGAACACCGAUAAAAUUGGCUGCCAAAUCCAACAGGAAUAACGUUCUCAGGAUACUAGAAAGCUAUACAAAAAAUGAUUUAGAUGGUGGAAAAAUGAUACAGCAAAACUUGAACCUGAAAUCGCCGGACGAGCCACCUCCUUCUUCCUCCAUCCAUAAUCCCAGUCCUUCGGGACCAUUUCCAAAUCCUAAUCUGCUAAAUCUGCCGAAUAUUCCAUCGUCCUCGCUGAAUGCUACCGGUUCAUCGUCACAGAAUAGUCAAAACUUCUACGAAAAUACUAUGCAAUCGGAUAACAGCAGCUUGCAUAAACGAAAGAGUGUCAUUUCCAGUCAGUCUACCGGUAGCAGCAAUGAGCAAACGCCAAUGUCGUUCACCCAGCAGCUGCAAAAACAUUCGCGACAUCAUAACUCCAAAUCACACCACAUUGUUCAGCAGCAGCAUCAACCGCAUCAACAAGGGCCGGGUGCUUCGGGUGGCAUCGGAACCAAUAAAUAUGGAGGCAAAAAGCACACUCAGAUUCUACCUAAUGUGGAUGAGUAUCACGCUAAUUUAGCGUCCAACAUCCGGAUGAAUCCGAACGAUGCUGAUCUGUUUGAUUUAGGUUGCAUGUCUCCACUGUACGCCACACCGCCACAUUCUCCGAGCAGUGAUAUUAGUUCACCGGGUCAGAACCAGCCGCCCUCCUCGCUGGCCCUUCUGGGCAAACAGUUCGAAGAAAUGAACAUCAGUCUAUCGAACAACAGUACUAUCAUGAAUCCAGCUGAUAAUCACUUUGCUCGGGACACUCACAUGCGCAUCAUAUUGGGAAACAAUCAGAAAGAGCAACAACAGGGAGGUAAAUCGUCGAAACGUAGUGGAAUUGCCACCAACCCGGCAAUGCGAUUGAUUCGCAACCGUAUCGAUUCGGCCGCCCAGCUUAUCCGACGAACUAAUAAUAUGCUUAGUAAUAGCAGCGGAAAUAACCAGGGAUCGUCCAGUAUUGGAGUCAAAUCGGGAACUUUCCAAUGGCGAAAGGAGAGUCAGAUGUAACGUAACGAGAGACUAUCAAAUUCUACUGUCUUUCAGUAGUGUCGUUGUUCCAUAUCGACCUCUUUUCCUGUUGGAUGGAUGUUACGUCCUGAAAGGAAAAACGUAAAAUCUUCGCCAUAGAUCAGACAAAUAGAAAAGACACAAACGAUGUUCGAAGGUUUUGGAGUAUAUUUUUUUUUUCUAUGAAAUUAAGUUGAAAACUUUUCAAGCUACCUAGAUUCGAUAAAAUGAAAGUGUCGUUGUCAAUUUGUCUGUGGCCAUAUUAAGAAACAUUACGCAAUCGAAACUUGUAUAAGUUCAUUGCGACAAAUUUUUCCUUGAGAAAAAAAAAACAAUAUUAGUUUAUGGUGUUUGAAGCAAUUGAAUGAACAUGUGAUAUUUUUUUUGUAAAAUUUUUCCAACCAAAAGUUGAACACUAGUUCAGAAAAGCUUUCUAAAUUGCAACUUGGAAUCUUUCAGUUCCACCUUUAGACCGUUUCUUUGUGUACAAUUCUAGUCACAAAAAUUUGUAUUCAAAUAUAUUACUCAAUCCGAACUUGAUUACUACUUAAUAACUUACUAAACAACAAACGUAGCUAUGAUGAGGUCACUUGGGAAAAUCGAGGAAAUUGAAACAACUUUCUUAAAAUAUGAGAAAAUUUAUAAACGAUAAAGCAGCUACGUAAGAAAAAACAACCAACAUAAAUGAAAGCUAUUAUAAAAUCCCAAAUACUGUAGUCACCACCAAGGCGAAUUCAGCAAAUCACUUAUUACUGGGAGCGUGCUCGCAUAGCAAGAAAAGAAUUUAAGCAACAGAAAAAACAAAAUGAUGAAGAAAAACCCUAAAUUAACAGGAUAUAACUUUGGAAGGUAAAAAUCUAACGCAACAUAAACAAAACGUACUCUUAAACUAAACAUGUAACCUAAAGAUAGCAUAUAAAUACCGAAGAAAGCAUUAUGAAAUUGAUGAACAAAACAACUGAUUCAAUUGAUAGACAAAAGAUACAUAGACUCGAAGACGAAUGAGGAUUUUAGUUUGAUAAACCAUUUAAAUAUUGUAGGCUCAUUUUGCGAAUCUAUAUCUUACACUAUCAAAUCGGUGGACAACAUUAGUUUUAUAUGGAAAUCUAGUCUCAUUUGUUUGUAAGAUUUACAUUUUAUAUGAUCUUGUGUUUUUAGUUGGUUUUAUACUAAAACAGCAAAUUGUACAGAACUUGUGCUAGCUCUGCGAAGAGUAUUCUGUUCACAUGAACAGUUGACCUGAUUCAAUCGAAAUGCAUUUCUUACUCAACUUCUUUCCGAAGCGUGCGUUCUUAUUUUUCAAGUAUCAAUAAUUGAUAAUGUGAAACGAAAAACAAACAACAUAAAACUCCUGAAAGUGUGUAUUUAUUUUUGCUAUUGUUUACUAUAUUCGAAUUUUUAUUACUUAUGUACAAAUUUUUUGUGAUUCCUUAAAAACGAACAAAGAGAAUAAACACUCAUCAUAAUACAGUCGCAUUGGCGAUGAACUUGAAUCAACUGAGCAAAUUUACUCCUCGACAAGUUGGAAAAAGUACAUAUAUAGGUAUAUAUAUAAAAAGCUAGAACCCUCUAGAGAGUAUAAAUUCAAA